AUGAUGCCCUGCUUUCUUUGGUAUGGAUAUAAUUUGGCCAUUCUGGGUGGUGUUUUGAGUCAGCCCAAUUUUUACAAUCAAUUUCCUAAACUUAAUACAGAUACCACCACGGGCGCUACCCACCACUAUAACUCCAAUAUCCAAGGAACUGUCAGUUCUAUCUAUACAGUGGGUGGUAUGUUUGGUGCUCUGUCUGCUUCAUUCUAUGGAGACAUUCUGGGACGUAGAAAGACCAUUUUCAUUGCAUCUAUACUUUGCUUGAUUGGAGCUGUUCUUAUGACCAGUUCGUUCUCUCUAGGCCAGCUUAUUGUUGGAAGACUCAUUCUCGGCUUGAGUGCCGGUACUGUGUCCGCAUCAGUUCCAGUUUAUCAAAGUGAAAUCUCCAGUGCUUCGAAAAGAGGAACUCAUGUAGCCUAUACUGGAUUUUUCAUUACCUCAGGUAUCUUGAUUGCCUACUGGAUUGACUUUGGAUGUUCCUAUAUUAACAGUUCUGCUUCGUGGAGAGUCCCUUUUGCUGUGCAACUGAUCUUGCCAUUAAUCUCUGGAACUUUGAUCUUCUUUUUGCCAGAAUCACCACAUUGGCUGAUCAAAGUCGGACGAGUCGACGAAGCUAGAUCAAUCAUGUCACUCUUUGUAGACAACGCUGAUCCCUACUCUGAUCCUGUCGAAGAACAAGUUGCUGAGAUUCAAAGAUCGUUAUCUGUCAUGCAAACUCUUAGAUUCAGAGAUGUCCUGUCAAUGAAAGAUAGUCGUAUUUUCCACCGAGUACUAUUGGCACUCUUUUCGCUCUUCUGUUCUCAAGCUUGUGGAGUGAAUGCUGUUACCUUUUAUGCACCAUCUCUUCUCGCUCAAGCGGGAAUUUCACCUGGAAUGGCUGGCUGGCUAGCUGGUUGUACUGAAAUUGUUCAACCAAUUGGCGCUUAUCUUGCAGUGCUGACUGUAGACAGUUUUGGUAGAAGAAGGCUGUUAAUGACAGCCGCCAUCGGUAUGGGUAUAUCGAUGAUUGUCAUGGCCGCCUGUACUGCACAGACUGAAAACAAGUCUGCUCUUCAUGCUGGUGUUGCCUUUUUAUUUAUUAUCAACCUUGCCUACAGUUAUGGAUUCUUGGGUGUCUGCUUUGUGUAUUCAGCGGAAAUCGCCCCACAGAGAAUCAGAGCUCUUAUCAAUGGUUUCGCAACUUUUGUCACCUGGGGCACUAACUUCUGGGUCGUUGAAGUAACACCUGUGGCCUUUGCUAGUAUCGGAUGGAGAUACUACAUCGUCUAUGCUGCCACAAACCUAGCAUUGAUUCUUCCAGUCCUUUACUUUUGUUUUCCGGAAACUUCUGGUCUUCACCUUGACCAAAUAGACGAGGUAUUCAGCAAAGCAAAGGGAUUUUUCGAUAUUGUGAGAGUAGCAAAAGAAGUGAAACAAGAAGGAUACCAGCACGAACCCUCUGUCAUCGAUACCAAAGAACAGAUUGAAGAGGAAGAAAGUAUAAAUUAG
This is a messenger RNA of Sugiyamaella lignohabitans, 1485 nucleotides long. RefSeq names its product glucose-inactivated glycerol proton symporter STL1 (gene STL1). The record is from RefSeq and is a predicted model, not a curated record. Lineage: Eukaryota; Fungi; Ascomycota; Dipodascomycetes; Dipodascales; Trichomonascaceae. The transcript has a single exon. Gene Ontology annotation, cellular component: membrane. Gene Ontology annotation, molecular function: carbohydrate:proton symporter activity. Gene Ontology annotation, biological process: transmembrane transport; carbohydrate transport. The coding region runs from base 1 to 1485 and encodes 494 amino acids.